ACCCGUGCGGGGGGUGGGGGGACCUGGCUCUGGGCUGGGGCUUCUGGGAGAACAGCUUGGACUUCCUGGGCCGGGCUCCUGGGCAGCCACGGGCGGUGGACUCCGACCCAGCACGUGGCCACCCCGCCCUUGGUCUCCCUCACUCCUGUCCCCGUCACUGCCUCCACCAUGCUGCCUCCCAGGACUGCACUGUUCUUGACUCUCGUUUUGGCUCCCGGCUUCCUGGGCCUGAGGGUGCGGCGACCCGCCCAGCAGCCCCCGUCCCCCAUCAGCGCCAUCCAGCCCAAGGCUGACUUCGACGCUCAGCAGUUUGCAGGGACUUGGUUCCUGGCCGCCGUGGCCUCCUCGUGUCGCUUCCUGCAGGAGCAGGGCCACCGGGCUGAGGCCACCACACUGCGCGUGGAGCCCCAGGGCACCUCCAUGGCUGUCAGCACCUUCCGAAAGCUGGACGGCAUCUGCUGGCAGGUGAAGCAGCUCUACAGAAGCGCCGGGGUCCCAGGCCGCUUCCUGCUCCAAGCUCGCGGCGCCAGGGGGCAGGCGCAGGUGGCCGUGGGGGAGACGGACUACAGCAGCUUUGCCAUCCUGUACCUGGAGCGCACACGGCGGCUGUCGGUGAAGCUGUACGUGCGCUCGCUCCCCGUGGACGACUCGGCGGUGGACAGGUUCGAGCAGCGGGUCCAGCAGGCCAACCUGACUGAGGACCACAUCCUGUAUUUCCCCAAAUACGGUUUCUGUGAGGCCGCAGACCAGUUCCACAUCCUGGACGAGGUCGGCAGGCGACGCCAGCAGUAGCCGGUCAGUGACACGGAGUGAAGAUCCCCCAUGGAGGCCUGUCCCCCACCCAUCCCCUCACGCUGCCCCUCACCCCCAGGUCCCUGGGGCGCUGCCCCCAUUAAAUGCCAUCUUCCUUG
This is a messenger RNA of Phyllostomus hastatus (greater spear-nosed bat), 911 nucleotides long. It is a transcript of the gene C8G, whose product is annotated as complement C8 gamma chain. Gene Ontology annotation, cellular component: membrane attack complex. Gene Ontology annotation, biological process: complement activation. The transcript is spliced from 7 exons. Bases 169 to 792 code for a protein of 207 amino acids. The record is from RefSeq and is a predicted model, not a curated record. NCBI's taxonomy places the organism in Eukaryota, Metazoa, Chordata, Mammalia, Chiroptera, Phyllostomidae.